Molecule: messenger RNA, 669 nt
Organism: Acanthamoeba castellanii str. Neff
Lineage: Eukaryota; Discosea; Longamoebia; Acanthamoebidae
Product: Polyprotein
Exons: 8
Coding region: 1-669 (222 amino acids)
Biological process (GO): homologous chromosome pairing at meiosis; meiotic strand invasion involved in reciprocal meiotic recombination; meiotic joint molecule formation
Cellular component (GO): DNA recombinase auxiliary factor complex; condensed nuclear chromosome
Molecular function (GO): recombinase activator activity; double-stranded DNA binding
Source: RefSeq, a predicted model, not a curated record
AUGGCCGACAAGAAGAAGGACAAGGUGAAGGCUGCGCCUGAUGGCGAAGCCAAGAAAAUCAUCCUUGACUACAUGAAGACGCAAAAUCGUCCCUUCAACGCGGUGAUGCUGUUCGAGAACCUGCACGGGGUUGUCAAGAAGACCCAAGCCGUCAAGCUGAUGGCUGAUCUGGCUGCUGCUGGCAAAGUCGUAGAGAAGCUCAAGGGCAAGCAAAAGAUCUACUGGGCCACGCAGGAGGGGCUCGUGAUCGCCGAUGCCAAGGGUUUGGCCAAGCUUGACAAAGAGAUUGAAAGUCUGAGGACAGAGAAGAAGUCCAUCGCAGGCGAGCUCGGCGAAAUCGGAAGCCGCAUCUCGUCACUGAACAAUGCUCUCACAAACGAGGAGGCCGAUGCUGAGAUUGAAAAGCUGACCAAAGAGAAUGCCGAGCUGGAGACCAAGCUCACUCGAUUGCGGGGGGGAGCCAAACUGGUUUCGAAAGCAGACAAGGACAAGGCCGAGAAGCAAUAUGAGCACGUGCGGUGCAUGGACGUUGUGAAGCAAGUCGGCGAGGGAGCAGGAAAGAAGGACAAGGAGAUUAUGGAGGAAGUGGAGCUGGAAGGCGAUGACGACGCCGGCGUGGAUCUCACCGCGGAAACAAGGACCGCCAAGAGGAGGAAGAUCGGCGACUGA